GGUCGGUCGGUGUGACACGGAGUGAGUUAUCGGUCAGCAUGAGGAGCGCGAGGACGCUGCGGCAGCUCGCGACUGUCCCCACGCGGAGUCUUCAUCAUGUCCAUCAGCAUCAUCAUCAUCAUCAUCACCUGCAUCAGGGGCGGUCAGCCGGGAUCAUAGGAGCUCCUUUCUCCGGGGGACAGCCUCGCGGGGGAGUGGAGAGAGGACCGGACCUGAUCAGAGCUGCGGGUCUCCUGCAGAAACUGCAAGAGCAAGGCUGUGCAGUGAAGGAUUAUGGGAAUGUGGUGUUUGAGGACGUGUUGGAUGACGAGCCGGUCAGUGGGGUGAAAUGCGUGCGGACGGUGGGCAGCGCCAACCAGAGGCUGUCUGAGGCAGUGCAGGCCGUGAAGAGGGACGGACUCACCUCAGUGAUGCUGGGAGGAGACCACAGUCUGGCCAUUGGCUCCAUUCAUGGUCACUCGGCGGCGGUGGGAGAUCUGAGCGUCGUCUGGGUCGAUGCCCACGCUGACAUAAACACGCCCCUGAGCUCGUACACGGGAAACAUCCACGGGCAGCCGAUGUCCUACCUCCUCCACGAGCUGCAGUCGAAGAUUCCCGUCCUGCCCAACUUCUCGUGGAUCAAACCGUGUGUUUCGGCCAAAGAUCUGGUCUACAUCGGUCUGAGAGACGUGGAUCCAGCAGAGCAUUACAUCCUGAAGCUUCUGGGUGUGAAGGUGUUCUCCAUGUCGGAGGUGGAUCAGCUCGGUGUCGCUAGAGUCAUGGAGGAGACCUGCGACUACCUGUCUGCCAGCGUGAAGAAACCGAUCCACCUGAGCUACGACAUCGAUGCCAUCGACCCCUCGGUUGCCCCGGCAACGGGGACACCUGUAGUGGGAGGGCUGACCUACAGAGAGGGAGUCUACAUCGCUGAACACCUCAGUCAGACAGGUUUGCUGUCGGCGGUGGACUUGGUGGAGGUGAAUCCUCUGAGGGGUCAGACUGAAGAGGACGUCCGGUCCACCGUCAGCACGGCGGUGGAUCUGCUGCUCGCAUGCUUCGGACACCUCCGCGGUGGAAACCACCCGCCGGAUUACCACCUGCCCGAGCCUUGACGAGGGACGACGCCGGCCUCUCCGACUGAAGUGAUGGACACCUGCCUCUGAUCACCUGUGAGAACUAACGGGACAAUCAGAGAUGAAUAAACUCAGUGGAGUACACUCUCUGCAGUGCUUUAAACCAAAGAAACAAAGAUGUUCCUGGGCAGAGGUCAACUUUAAAAACAAAUCAUGUUGUUCAUUGAUUAAUCCAAUGUAUCAAUUAUCCUUUUGAUUCAUUAUUUCGUCUGUAAACUGUCACAAGAGAGUAAACAUUUUCAUAUUCUGUUGAUAUGAAGCAUGAAAUGUUUGUUAAAUAAAUAACAAGUAAUUGAUUGUCAAUAUUCAGUUUAUAGGCUGAUAGAUUAACUAAAUUUGAUUCAACUGCCUCAAGUAUAAAUUCAUCAAAAUAAAUUUAAAACAAUGUUUUAUAUCGUGAAAAUGUAAUUAAACACAUUU
This is a messenger RNA of Anoplopoma fimbria (sablefish), 1532 nucleotides long. RefSeq names its product arginase 1 (gene arg1). The transcript has 8 exons. Gene Ontology annotation, molecular function: arginase activity; manganese ion binding. Lineage: Eukaryota; Metazoa; Chordata; Actinopteri; Perciformes; Anoplopomatidae. The record is from RefSeq and is a predicted model, not a curated record. Gene Ontology annotation, cellular component: cytosol; nucleus; cytoplasm. The coding region runs from base 39 to 1091 and encodes 350 amino acids.